AUGGAUUCUCUUGGUGGUAACAUACUGCCUCUGGGCCUGAACAACAAACUCCUCUUCGCCGGACUGGCCACAGCACUAUGCGCUGUCAUCGGCCUCUCCAGGCUUUCCAAGCUUGCAAAGAAGACUGACGGGUCUCCCAACCUGGUCAAGUCGCUUCUGCUCUUCUGCUACUCCUGCUUCAUCAAGCCGCACCAAGGCGACACUAAAGGGAACCAGCAAGAUGCUCUCGAGAGCUUCUAUGGCUCCCAGGCCGAUGUGUACGAUGUCACCAGGAAGACGCUCCUCAAGGGUCGCGAGGACAUGCUGGCGCUCGUUGCUGCCCAGCUCGCGGACAAGGAUGCUGUGAAGAAGGGCAGGCCCCAUCGACGCGUCUGGGUCGACGUUGGUGGCGGCACCGGUUGGAACAUUGAGGCAAUGAAAGAAUUUGUCGACGUUCCCAACUUCUUCAGCGCUGUCUACCUGGUCGACUUCUCCCCAUCCCUCUGUGAGGUUGCGCGAAAGCGCUUCGCUCGUCUGGGCUGGGACAAUGUCACGGUCGUCUGCGAAGACGCAAGGAAGUUCCGGCUCGAGGAUUACGAAACGGAUCCUCAGACGCCCCGUACUCCUACUGCGCUCCAGUCUCUCGGCUAUUUCGCUGAGGCGCGUCCUCAAUAUGGUGGCGCUGAUCUCAUCACUAUGUCCUAUAGCUUGUCUAUGAUUCCCGACUUCUAUUCGGCCGUUGACUCGCUGACCGCGCUCCUGGCCCCUCACGGUAUCAUCGGAGUGAUCGAUUUUUACGUCCAGUCCAAGGCCGACUUCAAGUUUCGAAAUCACACCGGAGGCUUGGUCGGUCGUCACGUUGGCUUUCUGAGCCGCGUGUUCUGGCGCGGAUGGUUUGAACUUGACAGGGUCAACUUGGAGGCUGCUCGGAGGGACUUCCUUGAGUAUCGCUUCGGUACCAUCCUUGGAAUCAACUCCCGCAACUACACUCUGGGGCGGAUUCCCUACUACAUCUGGCUCGGCUGCCACAAGAAGCCAUUCUCGCCAUCCAGUCUUCCCCACGAGGUUGUUGAGCGCAUCGAUGCGAUCGCCACCGAGUCGCCCUACCUCGGUCCCACCGCCAGUCCUGCCACCACUCUGUCCCGCGCCGUCCAGCGAACGGCUCCGGAGAUCCGCUCCAAGGCCUUCCAGACUGCGGUGGCGAACCUCUCAUCCAAUCUGCCUCUCCCGGCAUUUUUCUACCAGAACCACCACUGGCGCAUCUACUAUGACGAUCAACUCCAGAAGCACACGCAAUUCAAGGACGAGUACAUCUACGCGUUCACCUGGGAGGAUACUCGUGUUGACGAGCGGCUUCUGAAGCUGAGCUCCAACGAUGUCGUUCUGGCCAUCACUAGCGCCGGAGACAACAUCCUCUCCUACGCCAUGCAGAGCCCUGCGAGGAUUCACGCUGUCGACCUGAACCCCACUCAGAACCACCUCCUUGAGCUCAAGGUCGCCGCAUACACCGCUCUUGACUACGAGGACUUUUGGAAGAUCUUUGGAGACGGCAAGCACCCCGACUUCCUAUUCCUUCUCAUCAACAAGCUCUCUCCCCAUCUCUCCAGCCGCGCGUUCCAGUACUGGCUCAGCAAUGUCCACAUCUUCACCAAGACGAGCGGCGGUGGUCUCUACGAUACCGGCGGCUCCAAGCACGCCAUUCGUGUCUUUGCGUGGAUUGCCCGCAUCUUUGGCUGCCGCCAGGCCGUGAACGAGAUCCUGACGGCCAAGACUCUCAACGAGCAGCGUGAAAUCUGGCGCACCAAGAUCCGCCCCGCCCUCCUGUCCCGCAUCGUCUCGGGCUUCGUCGUCAGCCAGGAGAGCUUCCUCUGGGCCGCCCUCGGCGUGCCCAAGCACCAGCUCGCCAUGAUCGAGGCCGACCACGCCAAGUCGGAGGCGGUCUGCGGGCCCAACCCGACGGCCAAGAACACGCGCUCCCACGCCAUCUGGCACUACAUGGUCAACACGCUGGACCCCGUGGUCGAGGAGACGCACGUCGCCGCCGACAACCCUUACUACUACGUCUGCCUCGCCGGCAAGUUCUCCCGCCAGUGCCACCCGGACUACCUGUCCCCCCGGGCUCACGCCAAGCUCUCGCGCCCCGGCGCGCUGGACGGCCUGCGCAUCCACACCGACGAGAUCGACGAGGUCAUCGCGCGCCUGCAGCCCGGGUCGCUCACGGCCGCCGUCGUCAUGGACAGCAUGGACUGGUUCGACCCGGGCAGCCGCAUGGCCGCGCAGCAGAUCGGCAAGCUCAACCGCGCGCUGCGCAUGGGCGGCCGCGUGCUCCUGCGCUCCAGCGCCCGCGUGCCCUGGUACAUCAAGGAGUUCGAGUCGCUCGGCUUCUCCGCCCGGCAGGCCGGCGACCGCGAGCCGGGCCGGUGCAUCGACCGGGUCAACAUGUACGCGAGCUGCUGGCUGUGCACCAAGGUGGGCAACCUGCCGCCGCCGACGCCCGCCAUGGACGGCGGCGAGGGCGUCGAUAUCGAGCGCCUGGAGAUCUGA
Molecule: messenger RNA, 2523 nt
Organism: Thyridium curvatum
Lineage: Eukaryota; Fungi; Ascomycota; Sordariomycetes; Thyridiales; Thyridiaceae
Exons: 3
Coding region: 1-2523 (840 amino acids)
Source: RefSeq, a predicted model, not a curated record